AUGUCGGGCGCGAUUGGGUCGAUGGACGAUGUGGAGAAAGUACUAUGGGCUUCACCGCGCAAAGAACGACUGAAAGCCACUUCAUGGUCGACAGCACGCACACUUGCUGAAACCUCGAUGUUUUCGGUCGUCGGUGAUGUAAACGAAGGUUUAUCAGUGUCGACGACGGUAGAGACCGCAUUGGACUUUUUCACGAAGAUGACGUCAAAUUCAGAAAUGAAGCUUCAAAGUUUAAGAAUGUUACGAGCCCGCAUGUCGACAUACUUACGCCAUGAAGCUUCGAAGUUUAAGAAUUUUACGAGCCUGCAUGUCGACAUACUUACGCCAUGA
Messenger RNA from Plasmopara halstedii, 330 nucleotides. RefSeq lists its product as uncharacterized. Bases 1 to 330 code for a protein of 109 amino acids. The record is from RefSeq and is a predicted model, not a curated record. NCBI's taxonomy places the organism in Eukaryota, Oomycota, Peronosporomycetes, Peronosporales, Peronosporaceae. The transcript has 2 exons.